AUGUCKCUAACGCUCGGGAUGGAUUUUUUUAACAAUGCGACCUACACAGCGCUCGCAGACGCUAUGCUGCCGCACACGAACAACACCUACUGGCACGAAUUCGAGGAGAUCUCCAAAUACAAUGUAUCUUUAAACUACUUUGAGCGAUUAUGGGCCGCGUGGUACGCAUACAUUGGCAAUGAUGUGCUGGCGACUGGGAUAAUGAGCUUCGUCAUGCAUGRGGCAUUCUACUUUGGAAGGAGUUUGCCAUGGAUGAUCAUCGACAAAAUACCCGCCUUCAACAAGUACAAGAUCCAGAACCAAAAACUACCCUCAGCGAAGGAACAGUGGGAUUGCGCGAUGCUCGUUCUCCUCAGUCACUUCACCGUCGAACUUCCCCAGAUCUGGCUUUUCCACCCAAUGGCACAAUACUUUGGACUGGCCACAAGCGUGCCGUUUCCAUCCCUCUUGACCAUGGCAUACCAAAUCGCGAUUUUCUUCGUCAUGGAGGAUACCUGGCACUACUGGAUGCACCGUGCCAUGCACUGGGGCCCACUUUACAAGAACAUCCACAAGAUUCACCACCAAUACUCCGCCCCAUUCGGUCUUGCUGCCGAAUAUGCCUCUCCGAUUGAAGUCAUGGUCUUGGGACUGGGAACUGUUGGAUCUCCAAUUCUGUGGUGCGCGAUCACCAAAGACUUGCACAUCCUGACCAUGUACAUUUGGAUCGUUUGCCGUGUGUUCCAGGCCAUCGACGCACACUCCGGAUAUGAAUUUCCCUGGAGUCUCCACCACUUUCUGCCGUUCUGGGCAGGUGCAGAGCACCAUGACGUGCAUCACGAGAAGUUCAUUGGCAACUACUCAAGUUCCUUCAGAUGGUGGGACUACGUCAUGGACACCGAGAGUGGACCAGAGGCUUCGAAGAGGAGACGAGAGGCCAAGAUGGCCAAGCUGAAGAAGGCAAUGUAA
Ramularia collo-cygni is the source of this 948-nucleotide messenger RNA. RefSeq names its product probable C-4 methyl sterol oxidase. Gene Ontology annotation, molecular function: iron ion binding; C-4 methylsterol oxidase activity. The coding region runs from base 1 to 948 and encodes 315 amino acids. The transcript has 3 exons. The record is from RefSeq and is a predicted model, not a curated record. Lineage: Eukaryota; Fungi; Ascomycota; Dothideomycetes; Mycosphaerellales; Mycosphaerellaceae. Gene Ontology annotation, biological process: ergosterol biosynthetic process.